Messenger RNA from Coniophora puteana RWD-64-598 SS2, 1521 nucleotides. RefSeq lists its product as uncharacterized. Lineage: Eukaryota; Fungi; Basidiomycota; Agaricomycetes; Boletales; Coniophoraceae. Bases 56 to 1402 code for a protein of 448 amino acids. Gene Ontology annotation, biological process: regulation of DNA-templated transcription. The transcript has 4 exons. The record is from RefSeq and is a predicted model, not a curated record. Gene Ontology annotation, molecular function: DNA-binding transcription factor activity.
ACGUCCCUUCUUGCUCCCUCUCUGUAGCUUGACUCGCGCCUCCGUACCCCGCUCCAUGCCAACUAUCUCAGAUACCAAUUGGGUGUCUUCUAGUGUCAAAUCAGAGCAGACUAUCAGCCAUAACCCUUCUGCUCGUAUGUCCGACGCCGAGGUUCGCAAGAAGAAAAACGCUAGUGCGCAAGCUGCUUUCCGUCAAAGGCGGCAGAAUUAUAUCAAUUCACUCGAGGAAACAGUGACCGGCCUUGAGAAAGUUGUCUUACAAAUUCAGGAAUCCUAUCGUGAUGCUCGCGCCGAGGUGGUUAAGCUCCGUCAGGAAAACUCCCUCCUCAGACAAUCAAAUCAGGAUCGAGACGCUCUGUUGAAGAAACUUUGGCAGGAGAGGAAACUUGCCUCUCUUGACGAACUGUCCUCGCAGCCAUCUUUGUCUGGCAUCCGAUCUAAUGGCCUUGGCGACCACGUCUCUUCUGUGCAGCCAAACCAGCUGCUUGGAAUUAAACGUCCUCACUAUGAGAUAGAAGAUGACGCAGCAAGCGUCGUUAUUCCCUUUGGAUCAGCCACUGGUCAUGCACAAUCUUUCACCAGCCACUCAUCUUCUGCCUCAUACAGCGGGAGCGUGGAUAACCACCACGCGAUGAUGAAUGGUAACUUGACCGGUACCUCUGGACAAUACGCCUGUCCUAUCCAAAACGCAGGAAGAGAUGCUGUUUGGCACCAGAAUAUGUCCACAGUCUCCGCGAACGGCUCCCCGGUCAUAACAUCGUCUGAUGCGUAUGGCCAGUACAACUUCUCAGAACAGAAGUUGCCCUCGGAAGCGAUUCCACAUAUCAUUCAAGCGAAUCGUUCUCUAUCACCAAACUCUACCCCACCAUCCUCGUCUAGCGCAUCUCUAACUUCUCCGCUGCACUUUGCCUAUGCGCCGGACGAUCUGGUUCGGCAACAUGGCGGACAUCCCGCGGACCUAACACUUCGCGGCGCUGUCGACUUGCCCAUGAACGAGAUGGGGAACAGCACUCUCCGCUAUCGGAUGGGGAUCGCCGGCCCUACUUCUGGCGCUGAUGCCAAACCAGAUAUCUCAUACAGCCACCGCUCCUCUCAUAGUGAUCGCGAUUCGCCCCUAGAACUUGCAAGUAAUGAAGGCGAACCAUCUUCCUCUCGUACGCAGUAUCAACAGGACAUAGGUGAAUCACGUUCUCCUUCCCCCGCUGAACCUCCCAUAUCUGGGACUCUUGCCGUCAUUAAGGCGCAGGCUUUUGGUGCUCUGCGUAGAACACGAUCAAAGACAAAAAAAUCAGCCGAUGGCGGAGCGAAGACUGCUCUCGACCUUCUAGCGGCCAAAGGCAUUGGAAUGGGGGUCCCCACAAGCUCUAAGCGCCCUCGAUUGUUUGGCGACGACCUGGCCUAAAAGGUAAAAACUCUGCUGUUACAUUCUUAUCUUAAUCGCAUUCAUACGUUAAUCAAACUAUGUCACAUAAUAUUGCCAGUCAUGUCAUGUUUACCUUCUUGUACACUUGUUACCACCGG